Messenger RNA from Nicotiana tabacum (common tobacco), 1755 nucleotides. Its product is annotated as phosphatidylglycerophosphate phosphatase 1, chloroplastic/mitochondrial. Gene Ontology annotation, molecular function: phosphatidylglycerophosphatase activity. Lineage: Eukaryota; Viridiplantae; Streptophyta; Magnoliopsida; Solanales; Solanaceae. Gene Ontology annotation, cellular component: cytoplasm. The record is from RefSeq and is a predicted model, not a curated record.
AGUAAUUUUGUCCCGUUUCUGCUAUCCGUAAAGAGAUGUUUUCCAGCAGUAACACGAAAGGUUCGUGUUGGUUGAAACUUGAAACUACUACACUUGUUUUCAUCGAUGUAUACAAUUAUUCUAUAUAAACCCAUAGAGAUACCAGAUUUAAGGUCUGAUUAUGCUGUCUACCUCAAUUACUCCUUUGCAUACUUGCUUCUACCCAAUUCCUAAGCAUUUUUACUCCCCCAGUCGUUCCCUUAAUCUCCACAAGAAAACUCUUCCUCGUUCCUCACUUUGCUCCACCCAUUUCACAAACAAGUGUUGUUUCACUCUCAGUUCUACACAUAGUUGCAGUCAGGAACAAGAUAAACACAAAAGGGACAACAACAACAACAGUACAGACCUAGAUCGACAGAACGGUAUAAAUUGGGAAGAAUUUUAUACUUCUAUUCAAGAAGAGAGAACCCAGUACAGAGAGAACAAGGAGGACCCGAAAUUUGAGCUUCCCAACCCUUCAGGCAUUUACACAAACAUGUGGUGGACAGACUUGAAAGCUGCAGUAGGCCAGAGGAUUAACGUGGAGGGCAUUGUGUCUUCUUUAGGGGUUUUCUCUAAGGACAAGCAUUUGGCGAUCCCACAUGUUAUUGUGCCGGAUAUUAGGUAUAUCGAUUGGACUGAGCUAAAGAAACGAGGGUUUCAAGGUGUGGUCUUUGACAAGGAUAAUACAAUUACAGUUCCUUACUCCUUGAGCUUGUGGUCUCCUCUUGCCUCUUCUAUAGAUCAGUGCAAAUCUCUCUUUGGUAACAAUAUUGCAGUUUAUAGCAACUCUGCAGGACUAGAUGAAUAUGACCCUGAUGGUAGAAAAGCCAGAAUUCUUGAACGUGCAAUUGGAAUUAAAGUCAUUAUGCACAGGGUGAAGAAGCCGGCUGGAACAGCUGAAGAAAUUGAAAAACAAUUUGGUUGUGAAUCGUCGAGGCUUAUUAUGGUGGGUGAUAGGCCGUUUACAGACAUAGUUUAUGGUAAUAGAAAUGGUUUUCUUACUAUUUUGACAGAGCCAUUAAGUCGUGCAGAGGAACCAUUAAUUGUACAGCAGGCUUCCUGGCAUGGGCUCCUCUUACCCAGUCGGUCAUCAGACUUUCUGGCUUCUCAGAGCUGAAUUGCUUUCACCAGCGGUUGUUUUGUUAGACAUAGAUCAGACUUUCUGGCUUCUCUCAGCUGAAUUGCUUAUCAGCAGCGGUUGUUUUGUUAGACAUAGUCCAUGGAGUUGAUCUUUGGUGGUGACUGUAGGGUCGACAUCCUAUUCUCCCCUACUUGAAAAAGUCACCUAUAUUUUUGUUACUUUUGUCACAAUGAACUUGUCACAUUCUCAAGUAAAGACAACCUCUCUGAUGCUUAAAGCAGUUUUAGCAUCUUGUCAAAUAGCUUAUUGGAUAUACAUCCGCCAAUUGAAGUAGGUACAUUGGAUGCCUCAUCCACUGCAUUGUGACAGCUGCUCAUGAGAAUUAUGGCCAUCACCUGCAUUAUUUCUGUCAUUGUCACUUCCAAAAGUUACUGGCGUGGCUGCUGCCUUAAUCCCUAUGCACCAAUUCGUUAUGUGGUUUCCUAAGAACAUACUCUACUCAAAAGAUCUUUUUUUAUGGGUUACUAUACUCAAAAUUAUAAUGCACAAUUAUGUGAUCACUUGUUCACUUUCAAGUUUUCUCUCAUCAACUUGAUCAAGUAUGAAUGCUGAAAGGAAUGAAUGAAAUGGCAUCUUGGAACCUUCUUUUGCUA